CUCUUCCGCCUCUAUUUCUGCUGCCUUCCCACGCCAACCUCCCAUAAACCCUCUAACCUCUUCUUUUUCUCUCCCUCUCACAAUACUUUCUCGUCCCUUUUCCCUCCAUUUUCUCUCUGUUUUCUCUCCCACAUUAUUGGACUCAGAUCUCUUCUACAUAUCACCAUUUCACCACACAAUGCGGGGCUUCACUAUCUUUCAACGAGUCUCUAAAUCUUUCCAUGAAUCCUCCUCCCUCUCCAAGCUUCUUGUGCUCUUCACCGUAAGUGGCGGGACAGGGGCCCUUGUGGCAUAUGCAGAGGCAAAUCGAAGCAAUGGCGCAUACAUUGGUUCAUCAGAAACAGUUCCGGAAAAGAAAAAGGUGGUGGUGCUGGGAACCGGCUGGGCAGGCACGAGUUUCCUUAGGAACCUUGACAACCCUAGAUACGAGGUUCUGGUGGUCUCGCCUCGCAACUAUUUUGCUUUCACUCCUCUGUUGCCCAGCGUCACUAGCGGUACUAUCGAAGCGCGCAGCAUUGUCGAACCUAUUCGCAAUAUUUUUAGGAAGAAAAAAAUGAACAUUGAAUAUGGCGAAGCCGAGUGUAUGAAGAUUGAUGCAGAAAACAGGAAAAUUUACUGCCGCUCCAAUAUAAACAACAAUUUGAACGGGAAAGAAGAAUUUGUCGUGGACUAUGAUUACCUAAUCAUAGCCGUGGGAGCUAACGUCAACACAUUUAACACUCCAGGGGUUGAGGAGCAUUGCCAUUUCUUAAAGGAAGUAGAAGAUGCCCAGAAGAUUAGAAGAACAGUUAUUGAUUGCUUUGAGAGAGCAAGUUUGCCAAAUGUAAGUGAUGAAGAGAAGAAGAGGAUUCUUCAUUUUGCAAUAGUUGGAGGUGGCCCAACCGGGGUGGAGUUCGCAGCCUCCCUUCAUGACUUUGUCAAUGAGGAUUUGGUCAAGUUAUAUCCUGGGAUAAAAGAUUUAGUUAAGAUCACGCUUCUGGAGGCUGGCGAUCAUAUUCUGAGCAUGUUUGACAAGAGAAUCACUGCAUUUGCUGAAGACAAGUUCAAGAGAGAUGGCAUUGAUGUGAAAACAGGAUCCAUGGUUGUGAAGGUGUCGGAAAAGGAAAUUUCUACCAAGGAACUGAAAAAUGGAGGAGGGAUUACUACAAUUCCAUAUGGAAUGGCUGUGUGGUCAACUGGUGUGGGCACUCGUCCAUUUAUCAAAGAUUUCAUGAAGCAAAUUAACCAGGCUAGCAGGCGUGCCCUGGCUACCGAUGAAUGGUUGAGAGUUGAAGGGUGUGACAAUGUUUAUGCUCUUGGUGAUUGUGCUACCAUAAACCAGCGAAAAGUCAUGGAGGAUAUUGCCGCGAUUUUUAAGAAGGCAGAUAAAGAUAACUCAGGAACGCUUACAGUGAAAGAAUUUCAAGAGGUGAUUGACGAUAUCUGUGAAAGGUAUCCUCAGGUGGAAUUAUAUCUGAAGAGCAAGCAGAUGCGCAGCAUUGUUGAUCUGUUGAAGGAAGCUAAGGGAGAUGUUAAAAAAGAAUCAACUGAACUGAACAUCGAAGACUUCAAAGCAGCAUUGUCCAAAGUGGAUUCUCAGAUGAAAUUUCUUCCGGCUACAGCACAGGUUGCGUCUCAGCAGGGCGCAUACCUAGCCAAGUGUUUUGACCGCAUGGAGGAGUGCGAAAAGAAUCCGGAGGGUCCUUUAAGGUUCAGGGGAGAAGGUCGCCACCGCUUCAAACCCUUUAGGUACAAGCAUUUUGGACAAUUUGCUCCACUGGGAGGAGAGCAGACAGCAGCACAGCUUCCUGGGGAUUGGGUAUCAAUUGGCCACAGUUCGCAAUGGUUAUGGUAUUCUGUCUAUGCGAGCAAGCAAGUGAGCUGGCGUACAAGGGCCUUAGUGGUGUCAGACUGGGCAAGACGCUUUGUCUACGGUAGGGACUCGAGUCGCAUCUGAGGGAGCUUUGCAUUGCUAACAUUGCAGAGCUGAGCCUUAUCUUGAAUUUUGAAACAAGAAAUUUCUAGUUCGAAUAAACAACGCAAAUCAGACUCUUUCUGACGGCUGAGUCUUCAGCAGCCACUGCCAAUUUUGAGUCCCCUACUGGUUCUUUGGUUCUUUUUCUGAUUAAAUUGCAUUUUGGAGAUGAUACUUAGGCAGAGUUCGAUCUUACAUUAAAUUGCAUUUUGGAGAUGACACUUAGGUAGAGUUCGAUCAUACACCGUGUCAUUGAAUUCUUUCAUGGCCCCAUUUUUCCGAAUUCUUCUCGGGGUAAUCAUUGAAUUUGAGGAUCAAUCCUCUGUUUUUAUUUUUCAAAAGCAAGUUUAUUUUGUUGGAAUGGUCAUACUAGGCUUUAGUGUGUCUUGUGAUAAGCAGGACAUGGGCCAACGAAGUUUAUUGGCGAAGAAUAAAUUCAAACAAAAGUUUGUUUGGGCACCCCAAAUAGCAUUAGCUCCUUUUCGUCUGGAAGAUACAAGUAUGACGGAUUGCGUACGGGGAUACCUUCUUUUCAAAUCUAGCCUGUCUGAGAGGAAUCAAGGUGGAAAAGGGGAAAUAGUAUGUUAAUAGCCCAACCUCAAAAGAAAAAGCGUCAUGAAUGAUGACAGAAAUUCUAUUGUAGGCGCUUGUAUUCAGCAAGGCCGGAAUAUGGUUUGUACUUCACCUAUGUAGGCUUUCAGUCAAAGCUCAGCAUUUUCUUUUUUCUUU
Neltuma alba is the source of this 2683-nucleotide messenger RNA. Its product is annotated as external alternative NAD(P)H-ubiquinone oxidoreductase B2, mitochondrial. The transcript has 10 exons. Gene Ontology annotation, molecular function: calcium ion binding; NADH dehydrogenase activity. Bases 179 to 1936 code for a protein of 585 amino acids. NCBI's taxonomy places the organism in Eukaryota, Viridiplantae, Streptophyta, Magnoliopsida, Fabales, Fabaceae. Gene Ontology annotation, cellular component: mitochondrion. The record is from RefSeq and is a predicted model, not a curated record.